AAAUUGUUUAGAAACACUAUUACUCCGACUGUUGAAGCCUUUCUGGUUCCGUGACAAUCACCAUGAGACACAAGGGCCCAAAUCAAGCGCCGCGAAGGAAACUGAUACCCAACCUUUUCAGUAAUAUUCUGAAUGUGAUCGCCGAAUCGGAUCGACCGUUGACACAGCAGGAGAUCGUUGAGGCCGUCGCGGAACGCUUGAAUCGUUGCGAUGAGGAGCUGAAGCGCCAGAUUACCGUCAAUCUCCAUGAUGCCAUCAUCUAUGGGUAUCUGCGGAUGAAAGACUAUCGCUAUUCCAUCGUCCAAAAUCGCUUCAGUGCGAAUGAGCAGCGAGAACUAAGCCACAAUCACAGUGCAUCCACGGAAAAGUCCAGCCGUAGCCCGGAGAAUACUCACACCAUAAAAUAGAGAGAGUUUGAAUACGAAAGUGCAUCGUAUCGAAACUAGCAAACAUACUUGGGCUCAACAAAUAAAAUUCACUUCAUAAUCAAAUUAACUGUGGAAUAAAUGAAAACGCCACAGUC
Messenger RNA from Drosophila grimshawi, 523 nucleotides. RefSeq lists its product as uncharacterized. The coding region runs from base 63 to 407 and encodes 114 amino acids. NCBI's taxonomy places the organism in Eukaryota, Metazoa, Arthropoda, Insecta, Diptera, Drosophilidae. The transcript has a single exon. The record is from RefSeq and is a predicted model, not a curated record.